This is a messenger RNA of Lactuca virosa, 510 nucleotides long. Lineage: Eukaryota; Viridiplantae; Streptophyta; Magnoliopsida; Asterales; Asteraceae. The record is from the annotation of a GenBank genome assembly.
AUGACCUUAAAUCAGACCGAGUUUAUCGUUGUUGCUUGUAUUGGUGGGUCGUGGGCUUCAUGGUUAGUUCCGCCUCCUCAUCGGCUCAUCCAUGCUUCAAUUGCUUCGAAUCAAUCCAACCGACUCACAAUCGCUUCUUCCCCGUAUCUCUACAGAUCCCGAUCAAAGAAAGAGAUGGAAACCUUCCUAUUCACAUCAGAAUCCGUGAACGAAGGCCACCCAGACAAGCUCUGCGAUCAAGUCUCAGACGCCAUUCUAGACGCAUGUCUAGAACAAGACCCGGAAAGCAAAGGCGGUUGUGAAACCUGCACUAAAACCAACAUGGUUAUGGUCUUCGGUGAAAUCACCACCAAAGCUAAAGUUGAUUACGAGAAAAUCGUCCGUACAACUUGCAGAGAAAUCGGAUUUACAUCUCCCGAAGUCGGACUCGAUUUAACUGUUUUAUGCAUUGCUUCUACAGUUUGUAGAGGAAAUCGUGAUGCAUCUACAAACGGGAUGUUGGAGUGCUAA